GCGUCAGGCACUUCCUUCUUCCUCCUUUCCUCCCUAGUUGAGGACUUGCGAAAACUUGCUGUGCCUGCUGUCUGAAACGAAGACACGUUGCUUGAUUCUCUUAAUAAUCUUUUCCAGAGGACUCCCAUUUCAGUUAGGAAGUAGUCAAACAGAAAAAAGCCAUCACACUCACGGAGGUGGAAGCAUACCGGAACCAUCUGAACUCACGUGGACUACAGAAGCUGACAGUAGAACAUAUUUCAAAUGGCCUCCUCUGUGAAACAAGAACUGACACCUGCAGUGGAUCAAAACCAUAAAAAACACUCUCUCAAAUUCAUAGACAUAAAUGAAAAGGGGAUGAUGCAUACCUGCAACAAGCCUUGUACUGUGUUUGAGGUGCUUAAACGAAACAAAAUGUGCUCGAAAAAGAACUUCUGCCUUUUCUUCCGGAAAGAGGACAAAAAUAUAGCUAUACCCCUUCACUUCCCAUGCUGGUUAAUUGAAGAAGAGGUGACCAUAAAGAAUCUCCCUGGAAAUAAAUAUGAAAAUUCACACCCAAAUACCAUACAGCAUGUCAAGCAAAAAGAGACAUUUAUCUUCUUUAUUGAAAGAAAAGGGGGGAAAAACUGUGCUUCAAAAAUAUUUUUGGACUGCAAAAAAGUUGACAACAGCUGUUCCUUUCUCUGUGUAUAUGCAUUUAGUGGAGAAACUAUAAUGGAGGCUUUGGAAAGAGAUGGACGAUUUUUACCAGAUAUGUUAAAGAAUUUCUCUAGUCUCUAUAUGAAUAGAGAUAAAAAGUCAGUUCCGAUAUCUGAAGAAGUAACAGAAGAUUUUCAUGAAAUGUACUUUAAAGUGGAAAUGCCAAGAGAUAUCAAGCGGCCACAUUUAUGUAUAAAAGAGGAAAACAGCCAUCUACAGGACAAUCAGGACACAUCCUCUGCUGAGACAAAGAAAAGUUUAUCUAUGUGUAGUACUGAUGUUCAUGCUAAGAACUCCUCUACAGAUAACUGUCAGUCUAAAGCAGGCCAGGACACAAAACGACAGAAAAAAAAGAAGAAGAACCCUGCCUCACAGAGGACGUUGUAUGAAAUACCAGAUUCAGAAGAAGUGCUGGAAAUCCUCCGCUCCCAGUUUGAAGCUCUUGUCAAUCAAAUGAAGAGUAGGUAUAAAAAACGGACACCUCAAGUGUUGGAACUUCUGAAAAAAAAAUUUGGAAAAAAUACACAAGGCUUCACCAAAGUGAACACAAUCAAGCGACUAAUGAAAAUGAGUGAUUCUGUCUGUAAAAUUAGAACUCAGAAAAUGAUAGGAACUGGCUUCUUAUUUUUUUGUAAUUUCAUACUGACAAAUCAACAUGUGAUCAAUGACUGUCAGGAGGAAUAUAUUGAAGUAAUAUUUAAUCAUGAGGAUCAUGACAAACAGGACCAAAUCCAUAAGGUAAAGAAGAUCGUUGCUUGCUGUCACGGUGAGGAUCAAUUCAAACGACACCUGGAUUAUGCUUUACUGGAGUUGGAUGCACCAAUGCUGUCACAGCCUCGACUUCUCGCUGCAUACAAAGAUUUCCCAAAGAGUGGAGGGCUCUGCCUCAUUGGUCACCCACAGGGGGGAGAAAAAAUGAUGGAUCCUACUUCCAUCAUUGAAUUUGAAAAAAGAGGUGACGCUGUAGACAAGCAUGAAAAUUAUCUGACAUUCAUUCAGUAUUUCAGAAAUGAAAACAAGCUGGAAGACUUCAAAACCUUUAUCAACACAAUAAAGCAGAAUGAAAAUUUAGUUACAUACAACACCUGUUUCUAUGAAGGCUCCUCAGGCUCACCUGUGUUGACUGAAGACUCUGGGAUAGUAGCAAUGCACACUGGGGGAUUCACUUAUGAGCAUGGAAAACAAGAAAGCGUGAUUGAAUAUGCUAUUCCGUUGGAACCAAUAUUAGAGGACCUUAUAUCCAAGAUAGUAGAACAAGGACAGCAUAACGUUCUGUUCAGGUUUCUUAUGGAAGCUGUAAACUGUAAUUCUCUGAAGUCCUUCAUAGAAAGAUUUGUCAAUCAAUUAGUCCAGGAGUUUGAACCACGUUUUGAAAAUGUUGCAACCGUUGUUAUAGACGUGCUCAAGAAAAGAGAUGACUUCUCAGAGCUCAGAAAGAAACUUGAGGACCAUCUGGCACAGAAAAACAUAUCCAAUAAUGCCACACAAAGUGUCAGCCAUUCAGAAAGCAAUGAAGAAAUGGAGGUGGAGGAAUCCACCAUUUAAAAAUCUGCAGAGACUUCCCAGUUCUGGAUUUUUUUUUUUUUUUAAAAAUCAAUUUUGGUAAUUAUUUUCCUUUGUCCUUGCAGAUUAGGUUUUCAUCACCCCCUUAGAAUGUUUGAAACAUUGGAAACUUCCUUUUUAUUAAAAAAAAAAAAGAAGACUUUAAUCUGAAUAUCUUCUACAUAAAUCAAAACUGACCUGGAAUAUUCCACCAAUCAGUUUUCUUAUGCUUGUCCUGGAGAGGGUUGCAGUGGAAGCAGGCUAAUUAAAGCAGUAGUAGACUUUUCUUUCCUGUUCUCAUUUUCUUAUUUUGGCCACUUGUAUCAGCAAACUCAUUCAUUGAGUCAUUACCUGAAACUCGCACCAGAGGUGUGGAUGGGUGUAUAGAUGAAGCAGUAAACUAGGAACCUUGUCUGAAGACUCAGCAGCCACUUCACCACACAAGAUAUGUGCACUGACUGUCAUAUUCCAUCCACCACUGCAACCUUACCUCUAUGGAGACCUCGUACCAACUUAGUGACUUCAGGAAUAUGAUUGAGGAGGUUCUCAAGAGUGUUUCCUCCACUGCUCAACAGUCUCCCCAGCAGUGGUUAGGACUUCUCCAUGCUUGCUUAACACAGCCUGGACAGUCAUGCCUUCCCCUUCUAAAGUACCAAAUGAUUUUCCAGAACAAAUUUUGAAACCACCACACAAUCUUUAUCCAAACUCCUCAUGCCCAUGUGUGACCCUCUUGUCCUGCUGGUAUCUCUCAGCCAAUCAAGACAUGACUCCUGAAAAUGUUGCCUGAAAGGCCUUUUCUUCCAUUUAACAGCUUCCAUCUCUGCUGGUAUCCACCAGAAGGUCCUAGGAUUGCUACUUUGGGAAAUACCACCUGCUCCCAAGCCGUUGCCUUUAACAGCCAUGUCCAUGGCAGAGGUCUUGAAUAUGGACCUUUGUCACUCAUUGUCCACAUCCUCUCUUAUGAAAAUAGAGAAACUCUCUCAGUGGUGGGAGCCUGAAUUAUCUUUCAAGGAGCUAUAUGCCAUUCGUUCACAGAAACCCCACACAGAGCAUUUGGAUCUUUCUGGAGUUCUGUCUGGUUGGCACUUAUGUUGAACCUACCUCACCAGAAAGUGGUAAUAAGUUGACAGCUCCGUCCUCACGUCACGUAAGUACCCAGAAGAUAAAACCUCAAGUCGGACGACACAACCACCAAGUCAACGAUUGAUUUUUGGCCCUCUGGUACCAUGGAACACUUAUUAGCCUCCUUGUAUUUGAACAUGAUCUUUGUAAUUGACCGGCUGUCACUGCUCAGGUUCAAAUGAUGUGGGUUGUAUCUCUCACUUUUAUUAUUUUGUAUGUUUUCAGUGUUACAGAAUGCAAUUAUUGGUAUUAUAUCAUUUACUAGAAAUACUUCAAUGCUGACUGCCUAAAAGGGUGUUUAUUUGAAAUCUGUUUGAGAGAUAUUUUAUUUGAUAGGCAUUUUAUUUGAAAGGUGUUUGAUUCUAUUUGAAACUAAGAAAUGACAAAUGGGUGAAAUGUAUAUACACUUCUAUUAUUUUGUUUGUUUUAGUGUAACAAGACCAACUCCUAGAAAAAGACAAUCUAUAAAAGAUGCUUUGAUGCUGACUGUUUAAUAAAGUGUUUAUUUGCAAAAAAAA
Molecule: messenger RNA, 3860 nt
Organism: Scleropages formosus (Asian bonytongue)
Lineage: Eukaryota; Metazoa; Chordata; Actinopteri; Osteoglossiformes; Osteoglossidae
Product: protein FAM111A-like
Exons: 4
Coding region: 244-2223 (659 amino acids)
Biological process (GO): DNA replication
Cellular component (GO): chromatin; nucleus
Source: RefSeq, a predicted model, not a curated record